AUGAAUAAUUUUUCCCUAUUUUCUCGUGAUGGUCUUUCACUUACUGGUUAUCAUUGGCCAGUUAAAAAUUCCAAAGUACCCUAUGCUUUAUUAAUUAUUAUACAUGGUCUUGCGGAACAUUGUGGUCGAUAUGAAAAUGUAGCUGAAUUUUAUAAUAGAAAUAAUUUUGCAGUUAUCUCAAUGGAUCUUCGUGGACAUGGUCAAAGUGGUGGACCACAUACAUUUAUUCCAAGUGUUGAACUAAUCUUUCAGGAUAUAGAUAUACUAAUAGAAGAAGCAAAACGAAUAUAUCCAUUCUGUCCAGCUGUGCUUUAUGGGCAUUCUAUGGGUGGAACUUUAGUAUUAUCUUAUACACUUCAUCGAUAUCCGAAUAAAGAUGAUGAAUGUCCAUAUCAAGCAUUAGUGGCUACAAGUCCUUGGAUUCGUCUUGCACGACCACUUCAACCUCCACGUGUAAUUCUCUCAUUAAUUCGAACAGCUUGUCAAAUUCGUCCUUCUUUGAAUGUUCCACUUCGAUUUGAUCCACGUAAAACUACACGUGAUGAAGAUAUUAUUGAUUCGUAUAUUAACGAUAGUAAUAUACGUCGAUCAGCAACAUUAUCAAUUGUUCGUAAUGUAGGUGGUAUGGCAAUGAAACUUGAUCGAACAAAGUGUAUAUUUCAUAUACCAGUUUUAAUUGAACAUGGUCAAGCUGAUUUGAUAACUAAUCAUAAUGCGAGUUUAAAAUUUUCUGAAAGAGGAAAAAAUAUUGAUUUUAAAAGUUGGAGAAAUUGUUAUCAUGGAUUACAUCAUGAACCUGAAAGAGAGGAAAUAUUUAAUUUUACACUUAAGUGGAUACGAGAAAUAAUUUUUUUUGAGAACUAUUUUUAA
Messenger RNA from Rotaria sordida, 870 nucleotides. The record is from the annotation of a GenBank genome assembly. Lineage: Eukaryota; Metazoa; Rotifera; Eurotatoria; Philodinida; Philodinidae.